Messenger RNA from Gastrolobium bilobum, 737 nucleotides. Its product is annotated as protein LHCP TRANSLOCATION DEFECT. Gene Ontology annotation, cellular component: chloroplast stroma; chloroplast envelope. The record is from RefSeq and is a predicted model, not a curated record. Bases 91 to 615 code for a protein of 174 amino acids. Gene Ontology annotation, biological process: intracellular protein transport; granum assembly. Lineage: Eukaryota; Viridiplantae; Streptophyta; Magnoliopsida; Fabales; Fabaceae. The transcript is spliced from 2 exons.
GCACAGUAUCAUUUCCCUAUCUAUCUUUCAAACAUGUGGAUGGAUAGAAGUGAAAGUGGAACAAGCUAAGUUUCUUUGUUUAACUCAACAAUGGCUUCUAUCUCAUGCAUCACCCACCAACCCAUCACUUCUAAGUUUAAUGCAUUGCCUUCACCAGUUUCUUCCUCAAACUUGUCUUCUCGGUUUCUGGGUGUCAGAAAAAGAGUUGGGUGGCUUAGACUCACAUCUCAAAUUGGACCCUCCAAUGGCUCCAAAGCCACAUGCUGGUUCAAAUUUGGUAAGAAUGGUAUUGAUGCUGAAGGUGCUGGCAUUUAUGGUAGUCAGACCCGUGAUGAUUUUGAUAGAGAUGAUGUUGAACAGUACUUCAACUAUAUGGGGAUGCUCGCUGUUGAGGGAACAUACGAUAAAAUGGAGGCUCUUCUAAACCAAAACAUUCACCCCGUCGAUAUCCUACUGCUAUUAGCGACCUCAGAAAGUGACAAGCCAAAAAUUGAGGAACUCUUGAGAGCUGGAGCAAAAUAUGAUGUAAGAGAUGCAGAUGGACGGACAGCACUGGAUAGGGCUAAUGAUGAAGUUAAAGAUUUCAUUCUUAAUUUUUCAGUGCAGAGAGCAUGAUUGGUUUGUUUCCAUCAUAUGCCAGUUCAGCUACAUAGUUGUUUACAUUAUAAUAACUUUUGAACUAUGUUAGUUUAUAUCUCUGGAUUGAUCAUAAGCAUGAAAUUUAUCUCAAUAAUCGG